Molecule: messenger RNA, 1353 nt
Organism: Heterobasidion irregulare TC 32-1
Lineage: Eukaryota; Fungi; Basidiomycota; Agaricomycetes; Russulales; Bondarzewiaceae
Exons: 6
Coding region: 1-1353 (450 amino acids)
Source: RefSeq, a predicted model, not a curated record
AUGGCGGCCACCGUGGAGGACCAUACCGGCCCUAGCCGAAAUAACGAAUCUGAUCAGUCUCCACUUGCCUCCGUAUCUGCGCGUAACAGAAUAUCCAUCGACGCGUUUUACGCGCCUGAAAUGAUCGAGUUCUGGGUAAAGAAGUAUCAAGAUGCGAAGAACGAGCUUGAUCUGCUCAAGGUUCGCAUAUGCAUCACAUUCUCCUCUUCUGAAGCUUCGUGCCGGGAUUCUGACAAGGCAGUGACUGUGUGUCUGAUACAGCGACACCUCUUUACGCAGCCUGAUAGGAACGAGCUCCAGCAGGAGCAGAAGAGCCUAAAGACGCUCGUAUCUCAAUUGAAGUCAGAAAGUCGCGCCCGGGCUGCCCACGAAAAAGAGUUGACCAAGACAGUCGUGAAGGCGCAGCAGCAAAAGGACAAGUGGCGGGAAGAAGUUGUGCGUUUCGAGAAGGAAAGGACAGAGACGGUCAGAAAGGUCGCCGAUCUGGAGGCGCAGAACGAGGCGCUCAAACAAUCGAGGACUUCUAUGGUCAAUGUAAUGCUCUGGCUGCGGAGGCUGAUCAAAGUAGGAGGGCCGAGGUCGAGGAAAUUCACGCCUGUUUCAUUCAUUGAUCCUGUGUUUCUUGAGGGCAUCAAGCCUGUCCAGCUUCCGGAGACACUGUUGGACGUGCUUGGUCCGAAGGUGUCGCUCAUGCUCAGCGGCGAUAGACCAUCAAUGCAGAGCGAUAUCCACUUCAUUCGUCGUCCGCCGAUCUGCAUGCCCCUUCGCGUAGAAGAAUGUGGGAUGCAUGGACACUGGUUUUAUCCAACAGCACAAGUACGGGAAAACGAGCCGGUUGACCUGGUGAUCGAGAGUACACCAAACAUGUGGAUGUACUUAGGGAAAUACCUAUGCGCGUUUAUGCCGGGAAGCGAGAUGAAGUUGUCAGAGUGGAUGACUUUAAACGAGAUAACAAAAGUGAUACACUGUCGGCAAGUAGCGAGUGCCGGCCUGCCUCCAGAUCAAAGCGCGUCGUUACCGGCUCAAAUGACUAUGAAACGGCGCUACGAGACGGGCGAGUGGAGCGUCCCGUGCUUCAGUCUACGGUGUGUGGGCUUUAACGUCGAUCUGUACAACGGUCUCCCUCUCGCGGUAGAGGAGCUUAUGAGGCCCAUGGCUGCGCUGGAAAAGAGGCCGGUGGGACCAGAUGCUGAGAACGACGCAGUGAACAAGAGAAUCAGGAUCACACAAAGCCCUGGCCGGCCUUCGGGGAAUGGCACAGACGUCAGCCCAGCACAGAUUUCUUCGCUGACGUAUGAUCCGCAUCCUGAGCUGAAUCCAGAAAACAUCCUUGCGAGUCCUCAUUCCAGCUAA